Messenger RNA from Glycine soja, 1365 nucleotides. RefSeq lists its product as uncharacterized. The coding region runs from base 325 to 1098 and encodes 257 amino acids. The transcript has 2 exons. Lineage: Eukaryota; Viridiplantae; Streptophyta; Magnoliopsida; Fabales; Fabaceae. The record is from RefSeq and is a predicted model, not a curated record.
CGUUGUAGAUAACAUAACCCAGUGAGUCUACCCUUAUCUCUGACCAUUUCUUUCUCUGAAGCCAACUCCAAAACUAACAGACAGAAAGAAAGAGAAAAAGAAACCCAAUUCCUGUUUCAACUGAAACACAGCACACACAACAAUCAUCAAUUUCUCUACAAAAAAUAACCCCACAAAGAAAACAAACUGAAACAACAGCAAAAAAGAAAUCUUCACCUCAGCUUCCUCUGUUCCGUCCUUCCUCGUCGCCGCGCCGGAGCAUCUCGCCGCCGUCAUCCACCGCAUCAUUCGCGAGGGAACUCGGAGGUCAUCGAAUUCGCGAAGAUGUCGCGGUUCCCGUUCUUCAACCGUUCGAACACGAUUCACUCGACGAAAUCGGAAUCCUCGCAGAAACCCUACCUCGUCCACCACCAUCUCCACAAUCUUGACCGGUCCGGUUCGGUGAACCGCUUCUACGGUUCAGUGGACUCCAUGAAAUCCUCAAUCCGCGGAAAAAUGGUGAAGAAGCUCUGCACCUUAUUCGAAUCCUCCAAAAAACCCUUGCCAGAACCAGAAUCCGAAUCUGAAUCGUUUUCUUCUUCAAAAUCACGUUCAAAAACAGAUUCAGAUUCGUGCAUUACUAUAUUGUUUCGAUUACCCGGCACAGAGGACAGAAUAGUUGUGUAUUUAACGAGCCUUCGCGGGAUUCGGAGAACUUUCGAGGAUUGCAACGCGGUCCGCAUGAUCCUGAAGGGGUUCAGGGUUUGGGUGGACGAGAGGGAUGUGUCUAUGGACUUGAGCUACAGGGAGGAGCUGCAGCAUGUGCUGGGGGAGCACCAUGUGGCGCUCCCCCAAGUUUUUAUACGAGGGAAGUACAUUGGUGGUGCUGAUGUGAUCAAGCAUUUGUUUGAGAGUGGUGACUUGGCGAAGAUGAUUCUGGAAGGGCUCCCCAAGCUGAAACCCGGGUUCGUGUGUGACAAUUGUGGGGACGCGAGGUUCGUGCCGUGCGAGAAUUGCAGUGGGAGCAGGAAGGUGUUUGAUGAGGAUGAAGGGGAAUUGAAGAGGUGCUUGGAAUGCAAUGAGAAUGGACUCCUCAGGUGUCCGUAUUGCUGUUCUUGAUUUUGAUUAAUGAUGAUUUUCAUGGGGGUUAAUUGGGUUGUUGCUCGUUGAACAUGUGUUUUGUUUUGUUCAAGACUGGGUGUUUUACUUUCUUAUCUUGGAUUGAGAUGGAAAACUGGGGUGAGUGGGGGAUGUGUAUAUUAUAUUCUAAUGGAGGGUGUAAAUAUUUAGUGGUGUACAAGAAUUUGCUAAAUAUUGGUUGUUGAUGGAUGAUAGCUUUCUAAUGGGAAUUAUGGGAUGUUUUAAUAUAUCCCUUUAUUAGUCUAA